UGGUGCCGCUCGGUGUUGCGGCAAGAUGGCGGCGCCCAGCUGCCGGCCGGGGUGAGGGUCGCUGCGGGCCGGCUGCCGUGAGACGGCGGCGGGGAGAAGCCGAUCGCCAUGCUGCGAGCCUCUCUCCGCGAGGUCUCGGCAGCCUUGCGGGAAGGACAAAUCACUCCGACGGAGCUCUGCCAGAGGUGCCUUUCCCUCAUCAAAAGCACCAAGUUUCUUAACGCUUACAUUACCGUAACGGAAGAAACUGCUUUGAAGCAGGCAGAAGAAUCGGAGAAAAGAUUCAGAAGAGGUCAGCCCCUGGGUGUGUUAGAUGGGAUUCCUGUUGCAGUGAAAGACAACUUCAAUACAGCUGGCAUUGAGACAACAUGUGCAUCAAACAUGCUAAAAGGUUAUAUUUCUCCUUACAAUGCUACAGUAGUUCAGAAAUUACUGGAUCAGGGAGCUGUGCUUGUAGGAAAAACAAACCUAGAUGAAUUUGCAAUGGGAUCUGGGAGCACAGAUGGGGUAUUUGGACCAGUCAGAAACCCCUGGAGUUAUUCAAGGCAGUACAAGGAAAAAUCUGCCCCAAAGUCCCAUCCUGAGGACAAAGAGCCUGAGUGGGUAAUAGCAGGAGGGAGCUCAGGAGGCAGUGCAGCUGCUGUGUCGUCUUUCACCUGUUUUGCAGCUUUAGGGUCAGACACGGGAGGAUCCACCCGAAACCCUGCUGCUCACUGUGGUGUAGUAGGUUUAAAGCCAACCUAUGGACUGAUCUCUCGCCAUGGUCUCAUUCCUCUAGUGAACUCCAUGGAUGUGCCAGGAAUCCUAACGAGAUGUGUGGAUGAUGCAGCACUUGUGUUAGGUUCACUUGCUGGACAUGAUCCUAAAGACUCUACCACAAUUCAGGACAAGUUCAAGCCCUUUGAACUACCCAAUUUGCCUGAUGUCAGCAAGCUCUCAAUAGGAAUUCCAAAGGAGUAUCAUGCACCAGGGCUUUCCAGUGAGAUUCUGGCUCUCUGGUCAAAGGCUGCUGAUCUCUUCAAGAGUGCAGGCGCUAAAGUCAUCGAAGUGAGUCUACCCCACACUCGCUACUCAAUUGUCUGCUAUCACGUGCUGUGCACAGCAGAAGUGGCAUCAAAUAUGGCCAGAUUUGAUGGACUAGAAUAUGGACACCGUUCUGCCACGAACGACUCCACAGAGAGCAUGUAUGCCGCGACACGGCGAGAGGGCUUCAACGAUGUCGUCAGGGCAAGAAUCCUCUCGGGGAACUAUUUCUUGCUGAAACAGAACUAUGAGCGUUACUUUGUCAAGGCACAGAAGGUGAGGCGGCUGAUCGCCCAGGACUUUGGGAAGGUCUUUGGGAGCGGUGUUGAUGUUCUUCUCACUCCUACCACCCUCAGCCACGCAGCAGCCUAUGCAGAGUUCAUCAAGGAGGACAACAGGACCCGCAGCGCACAGGAUGACAUCCUGACACAGGCUGCAAACAUGGCUGGACUGCCAGCUAUAAAUGUUCCUGCAGUGCUCUCGGAGAGAGGUUUACCAGUUGGGCUUCAGUUCAUUGGCCGUCCAUUCCAGGAGAAGCAGCUUCUCACUGUAGCCAAAUGGUUUGAAAAAGAAGUGAAAUUCCCCAUGAUCCAGCUAGAAGAAGUGAAGAGGCAUGACCAUGGUGCCUUUCAGCAUCAGAAAUCUGCUUCUUUUUCAUAACACAGCAUUUGUUAGUCAGCUACAGCAGGAAAGCUGUGGAAGAGAUGGUCUGAAAGUGCAUCCCUGCCCUUUUUGUUGUUGAAAUAAUCCCUUCUUAGAAGCCCUAAUGCAGGGUGGACUCCUGGCACCUUGUUACUGUGUAAUUAAGGCAAAGUGGAUCAUUAAAUAAACUCCUCUAUGUUAUGAAGAACCAUUUCUAACUGAUAUUAAAAACACCAGGCUGAAAUGCUGUAUCUUAUCCACAUGAAGCUGCUUUUUUCCACCUCUCUCCCAUGUGCUUAAGGUGUCUGACCCAGUGAAGAGCUAACCUGACUUUUUUUCAGAGCAGGGCCCUGAUUCCAACCUCCAGCAUCCUCUGACAAGCACUCAGUGCUAAAUUGACAGCUGGACUCGAUGGUCUUAAAGGUCCCUUCCAAGCAAAACAAUUCUGUGGUGCUCCUUCUGCCUUCCCCUAUCCAAUGCUGGAAUUUCACCAGGCUAGAGGUGAGAGCUUGGGAACUAGCAUGGCUCUGGAGUUACAAACAGUAAAGUUGCUGUGAUGGAUAAUUAGAUUCUCAAAACCACCUUGUUACAGAAGUGGAGGAGUUUCCAGGGAGAUGGAAGAUCUAAGGGUGAAAAAAAAGGGAAGAAACAAACCCCUGCCUAUACAAACAUUUUGUACAGCUGCCUUGAAAAAACAAUUUGCUGUAAUAAUAGAGUAAAAGUUUUAUGGCAUUGCAGCAUAGCCACAGCAGGGGGUAGGUGUAACCUUAGCACACACUGUACCCAGAUAAUUCCAGUGUUUCCUGCAGGAAACAAACGCUGGAGCUUUAGCAAACAAGCACUCUCCUGAAGUGUUUGGGGGUGCAAAAUUGUUCCUUCAGGUAAUGAGAAACUGUGAGGACAUUGUUUAGGGCAAAAGUUAUGUUUGAGAUGAAAAUUGUUAAGAGCUUUUCCUUAA
Messenger RNA from Dryobates pubescens (Downy woodpecker), 2623 nucleotides. It is a transcript of the gene QRSL1, whose product is annotated as glutaminyl-tRNA amidotransferase subunit QRSL1. The record is from RefSeq and is a predicted model, not a curated record. Gene Ontology annotation, molecular function: glutaminyl-tRNA synthase (glutamine-hydrolyzing) activity. Gene Ontology annotation, cellular component: mitochondrion; glutamyl-tRNA(Gln) amidotransferase complex. NCBI's taxonomy places the organism in Eukaryota, Metazoa, Chordata, Aves, Piciformes, Picidae. Gene Ontology annotation, biological process: glutaminyl-tRNAGln biosynthesis via transamidation; mitochondrial translation. Bases 109 to 1683 code for a protein of 524 amino acids. The transcript has 11 exons.